AAAAAAACGAAGAUCGAAGUAACUUAGACCGUUGAAGACCUCAGUAAGAUUAGGGUUUUUUGUCGUUUCAACUUCGAGUGCCGCUUGUAUAAAUCGAACUACCUCUUUCAGUUUCGUCAACUACCUCUUUCAGUUUCGUCGUAGACAAAGAAGUCGUCAGAGAGUGCCUUUCAAUGGAGCAGAGCAUGUGCCGUUUAUUCGUAGCAGUGAUCUUACUACUUAUCGUAUUUGCUCACCAAAUCGGUAGAUCAGAUGGCUCGGUUUCAUCUUCAGGAGGGAGCGACCUUGACUACUCGAAGCUAUCGGGAAUCAUCAUCCCGGGCUUUGCCUCGACUCAGCUGAGGGCGUGGUCAGUGCUUGACUGCCCCUACUCUCCGCUUGACUUCAACCCUCUAGACUUGGUCUGGCUAGACACCACCAAGCUUCUUUCUGCUGUGAACUGUUGGCUUAAAUGCAUGUUGUUGGAUUCUUAUAAUCAAACUGAUCAUCCUGAGUGCAAAUCGAGGCCUGAUAGUGGCCUAUCAGCUAUAACAGAGCUGGAUCCUGGUUAUAUAACAGGUCCUCUUUCGUCUGUAUGGAAGGAAUGGCUUAAAUGGUGUAUUGAAUUUGGUAUCGAGGCAAAUGCAAUUGUUGCUGUUCCAUAUGACUGGAGGCUAUCAGCAUCAAUGCUAGAGGAGCGAGACCUCUACUUUCACAAACUAAAAUUAAUUUUCGAAACAGUGCUAAAACUUCGUGGUGGACCCUCUUUAGUUUUUGCACAUUCACUUGGAAAUAAUGUUUUUCGCUACUUCUUGGAGUGGUUGAAACUAGAAAUUGCACCGAAGCAUUAUAUCCGAUGGCUUGAUGAACACAUACAUGCAUAUUUUGCAGUUGGUGCACCUCUUCUUGGUGCUACAGAAACCGUGAAAGCUACUUUAUCUGGAUUCACAUCUGGCCUUCCAAUUGCUGAGGGAACUGCUAGGUUGUUGUACAAUUCCUUUGGUUCUUCCUUGUGGUUAAUGCCAUUUUCAAAAAACUGCAAAGCGGAUAAUGUAUAUUGGAAACAUUUCUUUGAUGGAAAGGGGGAUCACCUGCAUACACAUCAUUGUGAUGAUGUUGAAUUUCAAUCAAACUACUCUAGUUGGCCCACAGAUAUUAUAAAUAUUGAGGUUCCUUCCAUUAGAGGUAGUGAUGCCUAUCCGCCAAUGUCUGAAGUUUCCCAGGAUUUAACCUUAAACAUUGAAUGUGGAAAGCCCAUUCAGCUAGCCUUUUCUGCUAGGGAAGUUUCUGAUGGUACCUUCUUCAAAGCAAUAGAAGAUUUUGACCAAGACAGUGAAAGGCUCUUGCAUCUUCUCAGAAAGUAUUACCAAGGUGAUCCAGUGUUAAAUCCCCUGACACCUUGGGAGAGGCCUCCACUAAAGAACAUAUUCUGCAUAUAUGGGAUUGAUAUGAAGACUGAGGUCGGAUACUAUUUUGCUCCUAGUGGUAAACCCUAUCCUGAUAAUUGGAUUGAAACCGAUGUUGUUUAUGAACAUGAAGGAACACUAUUUUCAAGGUCUGGUAAUUCCGUUAAUGGAAAUCCCGGAGUUUCAAGUGGUGAUGAAACAGUACCCUAUAACUCCCUCUCUUGGUGCAAGACAUGGCUGGGAUCUAAAGUGAACAUAACUAGGGCUCCGCAGUUGGAGCAUGAUGGAUCUGAUUUGCAAGUAAAACUUGAUGUGGAUCAUAUUCAUGGCGAAGAUAUAAUUCCAAACAUGUCAAGAAGCCCUCGGGUAAAAUAUAUUACGUACUAUGAGGACUCUGAAAGUAUUCCAGGAAGGAGAACAGCAGUUUGGGAAAUUGAUAAAGCAAACCACAGGAACAUUGUUAGGUCUCCAGUUUUAAUGCGUGAGUUGUGGCUUCAGAUGUGGCAUGAUAUCCAUCCUGACGCAAAAUCAAAGUUUGUUACUAAAGGUACUUUCCGAGUCACAAAAUUGCUAUCUCUGGAAUGCAAGGCCAAGCGUGGACCCUUGAGAGAUGUUGAUUGUUAUUGGGAUUAUGCAAAAGCUCGUUGCGCUUGGCCAGAAUAUUGUGAAUAUAGGUAUGUUUUUGGGGAUGUACAUCUUGGCCAGAGCUGUAGGUUGAAGAAUAAAUCAGCGGAUCUCCUCUUACAUUAUCUAUAGUGUGAGGAUAGAAGUCAGUUUCAUGAAUCUUGACAAUGGCUUCAGAGAAAGUGCUUCUUCAGGUGGAUUUACCUGAGCUAUUAUUUAAUGAAAUUAUAAUUGCAUGAAUAUGGUUUGUUUGGGACUGCUUCUUAAAGCAGUUUUUUAGUAUAAAAAAAUUAAUUUUAUAUUAGAAAAAUUGUUUUAAGAAACCGUAAGAAAGUCACCCCAAACUAAGCAUAUAUUUGAUUACCUUGUAAUGCCAAUAGGCUCAACCAACAUUCUUUUGAAACUUACUAUUUUUGCACGUCACUGGAAUAGGAAAAGGCAUUAAUUUUCUAUACUUGUAUCAUAUAAUGCAUUGUAGACGCUUUUAUUCUCAUUACAUUGUAACAUUCUUAAUGGCAUAAUGAGUAACAAUCAAAACAAAUUAUGUGUA
Dendrobium catenatum is the source of this 2559-nucleotide messenger RNA. RefSeq names its product phospholipid--sterol O-acyltransferase. Gene Ontology annotation, cellular component: cytoplasm. Gene Ontology annotation, biological process: lipid metabolic process. Lineage: Eukaryota; Viridiplantae; Streptophyta; Magnoliopsida; Asparagales; Orchidaceae. Bases 174 to 2141 code for a protein of 655 amino acids. The record is from RefSeq and is a predicted model, not a curated record. The transcript has 16 exons.